GGGACCCUCCAUCUUGGGCCGGGCUGCUGGGGAGGCCCCCGCGCAGGGCUGGUGGCGCGGUGACGCGGUGGUACGGUGAGCGGACUCCGGCGUCCCGCAGACGCGGACAUGGGGCUGGUGUCAUUUGAGGACGUGGCUGUGGACUUCACCUGGCAGGAGUGGCAGGAGCUGGAUGCUGCUCAGAGGACCCUCUACAGGGACGUGAUGCUGGAGACCUACAGCAGCCUGGUGUCCUUGGGGCACUGUUUAGCCAAACCUGAGUUGAUCUGCAGGUUGGAAGAAGGAUUUGGGCCGUGGCGUGUUGCAGAAACCGCAGAGCAGUGCCUCCCAGAUGUCUCUGAAUGGAGCGCCCCAGUUGAAACAAGCCAGCAAAAUCAAGAGGAGUGUUUUAUGCAAGUCGAAAUCACCAAGAGAAACACAUCAAGUGAAGAUCAGGAUGGAACAGAAAAAACAGUCGAUAUGGACUCCAACUGUAUUUCAAAUAUGAACAUAAAGAAUGAAGCCUAUUCCAGAGCAUCCCUGCAGGAGCUUGGUGAUCCACGGCACGAUGUACCUUUGCCUAGCAAGCCUGAUGCGAGGCGGGGUGCAGAAGAACCUCACGAGUUGAGUGAAACUCGGGGAGCUCUCUCAUAUCCUGACCAUUUUACUCACCACAGCAAGGAUCAGUGUUCACAGUGUUAUUUUCAGUAUUUUGGACCAGAUGAAACCCUCCACACAAAAGCAAUAUUAACACCUAAAAAGUUUCAUGUGCGGGAAACCUCUAGGAAGUUCAGUGACUGUGAGAGCUCCUUUGAUGAGGUGACCCUUCCUGACCAGUACAUGACUCAGUUAAGAAAGCAAACUUUGGAAUGGAAUAUAUGCCAUAAAGUGUUCCCUAGUAAGCCUGCACUUAGUAACCAUGGCAACAUGCACACAGGAGAGAAAGGUUAUAAAGGUGAGUAUGAGAAACCCAUCAUUAACAAAGCAUACCUUACAGAACAUCAGGAAGCACAUGCAGGAAAAGAGCCCCAAGAACACAAGGAAAACGUCAAGUUCUGCUGCCUGGAUGCGGAACUACAAGCAGUUGAUCAAAAACGGCACAGAGAUAAACAAAUUUAUGGGUGUAAAGUAUCUGGGAAAACAUUUUGCCAUGAGUCACAGCAUGUCAGCCAACAGAGAUCUCAGACCUGUAAGGAACGCUGUGAGUGUAAGGAAUAUGGGAAAGCUAUCCAUGAUGAGCCAACCCCCUCUCAACAUCAGAGACUUCCUACAGAUGAGAAACCCUGUGGGUGCAGAGAAUGCAGUCAGGCUCUCCACCACGAAGCCCCUCUGUCUCAGUGUCAGGGCACUCACGCAGACGAGCAGCAAAAUGAGUGCAAAGAAUUAAUGAAGAUUUACUUCUAUAUAUCAAGCCUCACUCAACAUCACAGACCUCAUACUCUCGAGAAACCAUACGGAUGCAAUGAUUGUAUGAAAACUUUCUCCCAUAAGUCACAGCUCACUCGCCAUCGGAGAACUCACACAGGGGAGAAGCCCCAUGAAUGUAAAGAGUGCAGCAAAGCUUUCUGUCACAAGUCGCACCUUACCCGGCAUCAGGGAAUCCAUGCACCUGAAAAGCCCUUCGAAUGUAAAGAAUGUAAGAAAUCUUUCCACAUGAAGUCACAACUCACUCAGCACCAGAGAACGCACACCGGUGAGAAGCCCUUUGAGUGCAAAGAAUGCCGGAAAGCCUUCUUCCGUAAUUCACACCUCACUCAGCAUCAGAAAAUCCACACGGGCGAGAAGCCACAUAAGUGUGAAGACUGUGGGAAUGCUUUUGCCCGUAAGUCACACCUCACUCAGCAUCAGAAAACCCACACGGGUGAGAGGCCCUACGAGUGUAAAGACUGUGGGAAGGCCUUCUCCCGUAAGUCCCAACUGGCACAGCACGGGACGACGCACACUGGUGAGAAGCCCUAUGAAUGUAAAGAGUGCAGGAAAACUUUCUACCUUAAGGCGUACCUCACUCGGCACCAGGUAAUCCAUAAAGCUGAAAAGCCGUUUGAGUGUAAGAAAUGUGGGAAGGCUUUCUCCCGUAAGUCAUACCUCACGCGACAUCACAAGACCCAUAAAGGUGAGAAGCCCUAACUAGGUGAGAAAGCAUAGGGAUACAAAUUUUGAAGGAGGUUCUUAAACUAGUCAUACUUAACAGAGAGCUUACACGAGUGAGAAGCCAUGCAUGUAGGAAAAUGUCCUUCUGUUACAUCUCAGCCAACAUCCGAAAACCCAUGCCAGUAGUAAACUCUAUAAAUAUAAAAGUAGGAAAGAGACUUUUCUACAGGAGUUAGGCCUCACCGUAUGUCAGAGAACUUUCACCAGUGAGAAGCCAUAGGAAAUGAAGGAAUGCAGUGUUUAAGUUACAACACAUUGUAUGUUCGUGAAUUCAUAUUACUGAGAAAGUCCAUGAUGUAUAUAUACAUCAACAAGAGAUGAUGUAUCCCGGCAUGAGCCCUGUCAAUGUAGACAAUGCAGAAAAGCUUUCUACCGUAAAACAACUCCCUACUGCACAACUGCUGUCAUUCAAGCGUGAACAGCAUGGGGCAAAUGUUUGACAAGUCGGACCUCACUGCGUCGGCGUACUUUUUCAGCUAUUGUAUUUUGGGCUCUUAGGCCUCUAAUUCCCUUCUCCACCCCAACACCAGGUGGAAGAGAAAGAAGGUUAAUGGGGAGAGGGGGCGUAGUUCUCUUUAGCUACUUCCUGCUGGUUAGGGUCCUUGGGUUUCUUGGGGCAAAGUCCAGUCUUUGUUUCAGAACAUCUUCAACUUCUCUUUAUCAAACUGCAACAACAGCAACCAGGAGCAGCAAGGGGUAGCAGCAGCCUCCUUCUUCUUUCUUGGAGACCUCUGGCCUUCUCUGGGCUCUGGCAUUUAUACCGUCUCAGAGUCCCAGAAUUAAACUAUCUGCAGCUGGCAAAAAUCAUACCCCUUUCAGCCUACAUAAGGCAAAUAGUCUGCUGCUGUGGACAGUCUAAAUCAGCCUCAUAUCCCACACCUAUGAUUAAAACAAAAACAUAUUUACAUAACAUAGCUGAGUUUCUAAGAAAAUCAAAACUCCCACUACACCACAUCUGCCAGAAAAGCCAUACAGGUGAGAAAACAGGCUAAUCUAGGGCAGCUCAGAGGCCCGGCAACUAAGGGGUGCUGUGAGGGUUAAGAAUAGAGAGAUUUCAAGGAUCACUUGCUUUUAUUCUCAGCUUCUUUUAGUGCUGAUGCUUCCAUUUUACCUGUACUGAGACAAGGACAGCCUGGACAACAUAGUAAUAAACUUGUCCCCCCCCUUUUAUGAGACUCAACCUCUCUACGUAGACUAGGCUAGCUUCAAACUCAUGGAAACUGCCUGUUCCUCACAAGUGCUGGUAUUAAAGGUGUAUGCCAUCAGGCCUGGCUUGUCGUAAGGUGUUUUUAAUAAAGAAGGUCCCAUCAAACUGUAUUGGAUACUCUCUGUAUAGGACAUGGGAAACACACCAUACGUAAGUACUCUCAAAAACUUACAGUGAGAUUUGGAGUUUGGCUGGAAUCAGAAUAUCACGAAGGCAGAAACCCAGGAAGAGUACGGGGACUGUGCUGCUGUAGUUUAUUGGCCUCUGCAUCACAGGCCCAUGCUAGAAGCCUCCAUGUAUCAGGCCUGUGAAGUUUCUCAAAGUCACACUCUGCAGUCACUGCAUCACUCAUGACAAGAGUCUGUCUGAGUGUCAUGCGUUGCAAAGGCUGGCAUGUGGCCCGCUGUCCCAGAGUGUGCCAUGUGUUACCUCCCCAUCCUUUCAAGUUCAUGCAGGUAGCCUGCGUCGUCACAGAUGCUCAGAUUAGUUGAUAAUGCUUUCUUUGGUUGCAGUCAGUAAAAUAAAUCUCAAUUUUUUUGUUUGC
This is a messenger RNA of Meriones unguiculatus (Mongolian gerbil), 3881 nucleotides long. Its product is annotated as zinc finger protein OBI1-like. Bases 109 to 2106 code for a protein of 665 amino acids. Gene Ontology annotation, biological process: regulation of DNA-templated transcription. The transcript has 4 exons. The record is from RefSeq and is a predicted model, not a curated record. NCBI's taxonomy places the organism in Eukaryota, Metazoa, Chordata, Mammalia, Rodentia, Muridae.